Molecule: messenger RNA, 641 nt
Organism: Mus caroli (Ryukyu mouse)
Lineage: Eukaryota; Metazoa; Chordata; Mammalia; Rodentia; Muridae
Source: RefSeq, a predicted model, not a curated record
AUGGGGACUCUCCUGAAUGUUCAGGUACUGGAUGGUGUCAUCAGACAGCAGAGGCUAGAGGAAAUAGGUCCCCUCACACGGGGCGACUUUAAGCCUGGGCUGGGAGUGAUGUCAUCUAUUGUGGCCUGGAUCUGGAAGGCCUCCUAUACCCUGGGUCCCCUUGACCAGAAGUUCAGUUGGGAGCAGCUUUCAGAGCUGGAAGCAUACUUCAAGAUGGAACCAUACCCAGACCUCCAGGCUCGAAAGAUCAUGGCCACCAGACUGAAACUGAAAGAGGAACAAGUUGAGGCUUGGUUCAUCCAGAGAUCCUUGGAGGAGGAGAUGCGGCCCCCCUUGGCCAGGCUGCAGCAGUCUGCCCGGGAUGAUACCUCUUCUCCUUCCCACAAAGCCCUCUGCUGCAGGCCACCAAGCUGGAAGUACAGGCUCAUUCCCAUCAAUCCCCCUGAGUCCUCGACCAGCUGUAAGCACAGUUGCUGAUCCUCCUUCCCCAUGGGCCACUCCAACAUGUACCACAAAAACUGUUUCCCCAAUUCCCCACCCCCUAUCAGAGGCCUGGCUGCACCAAACUCAUCAAAUGGUGGAUGCCUCUCAGAACCCUCAGGGUCAAUGUUUGAAUACCUGGGUGCCAGGACAGAUGACAU